AUGUUCCAAAAACGGCAGCUUCGUUUCAUCUAUCUCGUCAUACUGAUCGUUGUGAUCGUGUUGAUUUACAAAAGUUUUACCAGCCCCCAUCGAUCGUCGUCGGAUGAGGAACACGGUCCGGACGCCAGAGUGGAACAAACGUCCGAUGAAGCCGCUCCAAAGCCGUCCGAUGCUCCGAUUUACGUGAUGGUGUUCUACGAGGCACUGUGCCCCGACUCGAAGUACUUUGUGCUGCGUCAACUACAGCCCGCCUUCCAGCGAGCGCCUUCGAUAAUGGAAAUUCAGUUCAUUCCGUACGGCAAGGCGACGACCACCACCAAACAGGACGGAUCAUUGGCGUUCGAUUGUCAGCACGGACCGAUCGAGUGUGAAGCAAACAUAAUCCACGCGUGCGUUGUCGAAGCAGUGCACGAUGCGAAAACGCGGCUCGAUAUGGUGGCCUGCAUGAUCCGCGAUAAUAUUAUUCCGCGGGAGUCCUUCCAACGAUGCGCCAAAGAGCACGGUGUGGAGAUCGAAUCGAUACAAAAGUGCUACGACAGUCCGCAUGGUGCCGAAUUGCUAAAGUUGCACGGUGAGGCGACACACGCCCUGCGACCGCAGGUUAGCUUCAUACCGACGAUCACGCUCGAUGGAUCGCAGGGCAAUCAGAAGACGAUUCUGAAGGAUCUGUUCGGCUCCGUGUGCCAGGUGGCUGCCGGCAGAGGGCCGCUGCCGGAGGUGUGCAAAUGAUAGCAGCUAGUGUUGCACUUUUUCGUCCGCUACUUGCAGACGGAGGUGUUGGACGAGUUCCGGCAGCUUCCGGGACAGUUGCGUCGCGGGGUGUAUUGGCUGU
Anopheles cruzii is the source of this 832-nucleotide messenger RNA. Its product is annotated as GILT-like protein 1. The transcript is spliced from 2 exons. The record is from RefSeq and is a predicted model, not a curated record. Lineage: Eukaryota; Metazoa; Arthropoda; Insecta; Diptera; Culicidae. The coding region runs from base 1 to 729 and encodes 242 amino acids. Gene Ontology annotation, molecular function: oxidoreductase activity, acting on a sulfur group of donors, disulfide as acceptor.